CGUCCGGGAAGGGCUUCGGCGCCCGGUAGGGUGCCCCGGGACUGUCCCCGCCUAGACCGCGUCUGAGCUUCCCCCCACCCCCGGCGCGACCCUUCAGCCCCGGCGCUCCGACCCGGGAGCGCCGCGAUCGCGCACUCGCCGCGCCCUAGCGGCCACAGGCGGAACGAGCACAGGGGGUGGAGAGUGGAAGGGUGCGCGGGCGGGAGGCACCCCCCUCGGGAGUCAGGGAAAUCCCGGCUGCCACCAGGGGCCGUGCCACCACCCUCGCCGGACCGAGGCUUCCGGCGCGCCCCCCAACUUUGUGGCGCCCUCACACAGCGGCGGCGGGGAUGGAGCUGCCUCCCCGAGGGCGGGCGCCGCCGGACUCGCCGCUGGACAGCUGCUCCCUGACCUCGCUGGACUCCAGCGUUUUCUGCAGCGAGGGUGAAGGGGAGCCCCUGGCGCUCGGGGACUGCUUCACGGUCAACGUGGGCGGCAGCCGCUUCGUGCUCUCGCAGCAGGCGCUGUCCUGCUUCCCGCACACGCGCCUUGGCAAGCUGGCGGUGGUGGUGGCCUCGUGCCGCCGCCCCGGGGCCCUGACCGCCGUGCCCAGCCCCCUGGAGUUCUGCGAUGAUGCCAACCCCGUGGACAACGAGUACUUCUUCGACCGCAGCUCGCAAGCAUUCCGCUACGUCUUGCACUACUACCGCACCGGCCGCCUGCACGUCAUGGAGCAGCUGUGCGCGCUCUCCUUCCUUCAGGAGAUCCAGUACUGGGGCAUCGACGAGCUCAGCAUCGACUCCUGCUGCAGGGACAGAUACUUCAGAAGAAAGGAGCUGAGUGAAACGUUAGACUUUAAGAAGGACACAGAAGACCAGGAAAGUCAACAUGAGAGUGAACAGGACUUCUCCCAAGGACCUUGUCCCACUGUCCGACAGAAGCUCUGGAACAUCCUGGAGAAACCUGGAUCUUCCACAGCUGCUCGAAUCUUUGGGGUCAUCUCCAUCAUCUUUGUGGUGGUGUCCAUCGUCAACAUGGCCCUGAUGUCAGCUGAAUUAAGCUGGCUGGACCUGCAGCUGCUGGAAAUCCUGGAGUACGUGUGUAUUAGCUGGUUCACCGGGGAGUUUGUCCUGCGCUUCCUGUGCGUGCGGGACAGGUGCCGCUUCCUGAGAAAGGUGCCGAACAUCAUAGACCUCCUAGCCAUCUUGCCCUUCUACAUCACUCUUCUGGUAGAGAGCCUGAGUGGGAGCCAGACGACACAGGAGCUGGAAAAUGUGGGGCGCAUUGUGCAGGUGUUGAGGCUGCUCAGGGCUCUACGCAUGCUAAAGCUGGGCAGACAUUCCACAGGAUUACGCUCCCUCGGGAUGACAAUCACCCAGUGUUACGAAGAAGUCGGCCUACUGCUCCUAUUUCUGUCUGUGGGAAUUUCUAUAUUUUCAACUGUGGAAUAUUUUGCUGAGCAAAGCAUUCCUGACACAACCUUCACAAGUGUCCCUUGUGCAUGGUGGUGGGCCACAACAUCCAUGACCACUGUGGGCUACGGGGACAUUAGACCAGACACCACCACGGGCAAAAUCGUGGCCUUCAUGUGUAUAUUAUCAGGAAUCCUUGUCUUGGCCUUGCCUAUCGCCAUUAUUAACGACCGCUUCUCCGCUUGCUACUUCACCUUAAAGCUGAAGGAAGCAGCCGUCAGACAGAGGGAAGCUCUGAAGAAACUCACCAAGAAUAUAGCCACUGAUUCCUAUAUCAGCGUUAACUUGAGGGAUGUCUAUGCCCGGAGCAUCAUGGAGAUGCUUCGGUUAAAAGGCAGAGAAAGGGCAAGUACUAGGAGCAGUGGGGGCGAUGAUUUCUGGUUUUGAAUUCACUUUCAAUUUAUGUACAAAAGCUUGUGUACAACUAAACCCAACUGAUAAAGUCUUGAUAUGGA
Messenger RNA from Lontra canadensis (Northern American river otter), 1906 nucleotides. RefSeq names its product potassium voltage-gated channel modifier subfamily V member 1 (gene KCNV1). Bases 330 to 1838 code for a protein of 502 amino acids. NCBI's taxonomy places the organism in Eukaryota, Metazoa, Chordata, Mammalia, Carnivora, Mustelidae. Gene Ontology annotation, cellular component: voltage-gated potassium channel complex; membrane. The transcript has 3 exons. The record is from RefSeq and is a predicted model, not a curated record. Gene Ontology annotation, biological process: protein homooligomerization; potassium ion transmembrane transport. Gene Ontology annotation, molecular function: protein binding; voltage-gated potassium channel activity.